UACCUCCAAUCGCAGCUUCUACUGCUACCACCCCCGGCCUGUCCUGUGAACCAGACAAUACAACCCGCAUCUCUCGUCCACUUGGGGGAUUUCCCCAGCUUUACACUACCUACCUAUUACUACCUGACAAACCAGUUACCUCUCUCCGCUUGUGUGUGUACCUUGGACGCACCCUUACAACCAAACAUCACAUUCAAAGCAACAAACAAACAAUCCCAGCCAGCUUCAAAAAAGGGCAGAUAGACCUUUACUUCGACAGAUCUGUCAUCUGUUACUACGUGUCUGUCGUACCACACCCCGCCAACCGAUUUCAUUUCUAUUUCUACAGUCAUGCUCGCUCGACGACUACCCCUCUCCUCGCCUCAAGCCUCCUCUCUCUUCCGCGCCUUCACCACCUCCGCCCUAUGUCGAGAACCUGCUCGCUCCCCGGGUCUAGGCGACAUAACACCCGAUGGCACCGAUGCUUUCAACACCCGGCAGAAGGAAUUCCGAGAUGGCCUUGAGGCGGCCAAGAAGAGAAAGGAACAAGCUGAAAGUCAGUCUCCUGUUACCGUCUCCCCCAGUGCAUCUGAUAGUGCUUCCGGCGUCUUUGAUUCCCUGGGAUUGGGCUCACUUUCUACCGCCCCUCAUGCAGAAGAAGCGCGGCAAGCCGAGACAGACACCUCGACCAGACGAUCCGGUAAACUCUCGAGUCUGAUCUACGGCACCCCUGAAGGCCAGCAGCUGGACAAGGAGAUGGAGCGGUCCUUCUCCCAGGUCCUCGCCCGCGGCAAAUACGUCCAUUCGAUCGUCUUCCACGAAGUCAAGCCUGACAAGGUCGACGAGUAUGUCGAGCUUGUAGGUAGUUGGUACCCCAGGAUGGCAAACACCCCCGAGAACAAAGUUCACCUGGUAGGAAGCUGGAGAACCGAGGUCGGCGAUUGUGAUACAUUUGUGCACAUCUGGGAGUAUCAACGCUACACCGGCUACCAUGCAUCACUACAUAGCAUCUCCUCCCAUCCUGAAUUUCCCGCCUUCGACAAGAAGCUGAAGAGUUUGAUCCAUUCAAAGAAGGUCUCGCUGAUGCAGGAGUUUUCAUUCUGGCCAACAACUCCUCCACGGAAGCUGGGUGGGUUGUUUGAGUUACGAUCCUACACACUACACCCUGGCAAUCUACUGGAAUGGGAAACGCACUGGCGAAAUGGACUGAAGGCGAGAAGAGAAGUGAUGGAAGGUGUAGGAGCCUGGUUCGUUCAGAUCGGAGACCUAAACACUGUCCACCACUUGUGGCAGUUUGCAGAUCUCGAGGAGCGCAAGUUGCGUCGAGAGCAAUCCUGGGGCGUGGAGGGAUGGGCGGACACGGUACACAAAACUGUGCCGUUGAUUCAGACCAUGAGGAGCAAGAUCCUCAUCCCCAUGCCUUGGAGUCCCGUGGGCUGAGAAUCAGACGCGCUUGGAAAGUGUGGCCAUAUGCCUUGGUGUAUAGGCUCCUUUUUGAUACUUGGAGCAUGGAGAGUGUGAUGGUCCACGAGAAAAGCGAUGCUUCGGUCCACACCGAGGUCGACAUCACGCAGGAUAGCUGCACAUGACAGCAUCAAAAGUCAGGCCUGCUGGGAAAUAAGAUAGCCAUGUACGGAUACCAGCGACUGAUGUGGCUACCAGUUGGCCAUCUCUAAGCUAGACGCUUUGUAGGUAGGCAGGUAGGCCUCUGACAAUGGUGACAAAGUCGGCCCUUGGAAGACAAUUCCCGAUCCUGAUUUACCGGUGCAUUGGAUUGAUCACGUCUCCACUUGACUCAGAGCCAAGGUGAUGGCCUUGAACUUCCUAUGACGACAUUCAUAACAUGGUCUACAGUAUGUGCAACGGGCAAAUUGGGAUCGUCUUACGAGUACGGAGUGGAAAAAAGCCUUCUUCGAGAAAAGCAAAUGAUAAGGGGAUCCAAG
This is a messenger RNA of Exophiala oligosperma, 1922 nucleotides long. RefSeq lists its product as uncharacterized. Gene Ontology annotation, cellular component: mitochondrion. The record is from RefSeq and is a predicted model, not a curated record. NCBI's taxonomy places the organism in Eukaryota, Fungi, Ascomycota, Eurotiomycetes, Chaetothyriales, Herpotrichiellaceae. The transcript is spliced from 2 exons. Bases 331 to 1419 code for a protein of 362 amino acids.